Talaromyces marneffei is the source of this 1587-nucleotide messenger RNA. RefSeq lists its product as uncharacterized. Gene Ontology annotation, molecular function: transmembrane transporter activity. NCBI's taxonomy places the organism in Eukaryota, Fungi, Ascomycota, Eurotiomycetes, Eurotiales, Trichocomaceae. The record is from RefSeq and is a predicted model, not a curated record. The transcript is spliced from 4 exons. Bases 1 to 1587 code for a protein of 528 amino acids. Gene Ontology annotation, biological process: transmembrane transport.
AUGUCUGCGAGCCUCUCCAUCAGCGGGAAUCAAAAUAUUCCAACGCACGAGGACAAAACGUCCCCCGAAAUGAGUCUGAGAACCAACGCCAAUGGCAUGAUUCUCAUUCCCCAGCCGUCCGAUGAUCCCAAAGACCCCUUGAAUUGGCCCCUGUCGAAAAAAAUUACUGUGGUAUCGGUGCUCUUCCUGAGUAUGUUUGUGGGCUUCGCAGCACCAUUUGUCGGACAGCUUAACAUCCAGCAACAAGCGAAGCUAUACCAUAAACCAACAAUCCAGAUUACCUAUUUUAACAGCGCAGCAUCUGCAGGUCUCGCAACCGGCGGUUUUAUUUGGUGGCCAUUGUCGCACAAAUUUGGCCAUUCAGCCGUCAUUUUCUGGUGUUUAGUUGGAGUACUUGCGACUCAAAUAUGGGCUCCGUUGAUGACGAGACCAGAUCAAUACGUGCCUUAUCUAAUCUCUCGAUACUUUUCAGCUUUUUUCGGAGUCGUGGUUAGUAUUCUAGGCCCGAAAUAUCUGACCGACAUGUUCUUCCUCCACCAGCGUGGCCGCGCAUUCACAGUGCUGCAUCUUGCGUUGAACUUUGGAGCAUCAGCGGGGCCAACUUUUUCUGGCUUUGUCGCCGCAAACUCGUACUGGCCGAUUGAAUACUGGUGGCAUGUUGGUCUGACUGCGUUCACUCUAUUUCCAGUAUUCUUCUUCCUUGAAGACACUACGUACCAGCCAUUCAAGGAGAGAAGCCACGAAUCAACUGCUCAGAGCUUCCUCAGCCAGCGAUUUGAGACCUUCUUCAAAGGUGGCAGGAAUGGCCAGUCUAUAUCUUGGGGCGCCAUGUUCAAAGUGUUUUUCCGCCCAUUUAAGCUAUUCACGGCCCCGGUCAUACUAAUCAUUGCGGGCUUUGACACAAUCAGCUUCGCAUUUUAUGUGGCGUUAAAUGCAUUAACUCCGGUCUGGUUACAACUGCCCAAGAAGGCCCAUGGCAUAUAUGGCUUUUCAGUCGCAGACAACGCAGCAUUUACCUUCGUUCACUGGAUUGGUUGCAUCAUCGGCCUAAUCUAUGGUCAUAUGGUCAGCGAUCGAAUUCCGCUAUGGUUUAUCAAACGCAACAACGGCGUCUGGAAACCGGAGUACCGCUUGCAUGCCCUGUGGCCGAUUAACUUCGUACUCAUGCCGCUAGGUCUCGGCCUUGUGGGCAUCGCAAUGGAGUAUCGUCUACACUGGAUCGUGAUGGCUAUCGGACAACUCCUUGUCACCAUCGGAUCCUUGGUAAGCAUCCCUGUGACCGUCAACUACAUAUGCGAAUGCUUUCGAACACACACCACGGAGGCAACGCUGAUUCUCAACUCGCUCCGCCUGUGGUUUGGGUUGUCCAUCAAUUUUUAUGUAAAUCCGUGGAUUGAUAAGGUUGGUAUUGAAUGGGUGUAUGGAAUGAUGGCUUUCUUUUGUGUCUUUGCUUUCUUAUUCUUGAUCUUGUUAAUCCUGUUCGGACAUGUAAUAAGGGAGGCUACACCAUUUAUUGAGUCCAAGUCCGAGGAAGGGCAGCAUGUUCUUGCCGAUGGAGAGAGAACGGAGCAUACUUCUAAUGUUUGA